This is a messenger RNA of Drosophila rhopaloa, 685 nucleotides long. RefSeq lists its product as uncharacterized. The record is from RefSeq and is a predicted model, not a curated record. Lineage: Eukaryota; Metazoa; Arthropoda; Insecta; Diptera; Drosophilidae. Bases 1 to 597 code for a protein of 198 amino acids. The transcript is spliced from 3 exons.
AUGUUUACGGCUCUGCUGAUUAUCGUUGUGGGAGUGACCAAAAUAUUGGCCACAGACUACAUCCUGCUGAUCGAGGACCCGGACCUCUACACGCCGUGCGCCGAAGGUCCUCCAGGAUCAAUGACCUUCAACGAUGCCUUCGAUGUGAGCGCCGCGAAGAUCAGUAUGGACCCCGAGGGGAUUCAUGUUACGGGGAAUAUUACAUCUAUGUGGAGUUUACCGCGCACAGAUCGCAUUUCCAUCAGAUUGACAGUGCUGAAAUAUAAUCGCGGUAGCUGGGAACCGACAUUAUUUAACAUGGUCACGCGGGACUUUUGCGCCUCGAUGUUCGAUCCGAAUCAGGUCUGGUUUAAACACUGGUUCCAAUAUUUUAAAAACCGCGACGAGAUUCAAGAAAAGUGCAUCGCAACAAAGGGUACCGUUCUGGUGUACAAUAAGUUUGAUGUAAUUCCACACCUAUAUAACGUCAUGGGCCCAAAUCUUAAUGGACGAUAUAAAGCGGUGUUCUUGUUUGAAGCAUUUGACGAAAAGAACGUAAAACGAGAUACAUCCGUAUGCUUCGAGGUGACAGGCGAGGUUGAGAAAGUACGGAAAUAAUAAUCUCGAGACUUCAUAUCGUAAUUAUUGAUAAUUUUAAUAUUUUAUUUGAAAACAAAUUUUUUUAAAGCUAUAUUAUAAAGUCGUC